AUGUCAACAUUAAGAUGCCAGUCGAGACACAUUGGUUGUAAUCUCUUCUCCACCACCUUUCUCCUAAUACUCCCGAAUAUUUGCACCGCCUGGCUCAACGGCUACAACAAUCCAUACAACAAUUUCGCGCCCCGCUUCCGAAGUGGAGGAGGCUAUGGUGGCGGGUCUUACGGUAACACGCCGUACGGAAACGGAGACGAAGAGAAUCGAGAGAUCAUAGAUGAAAGAUAUGGGGCGCCCUGUAAUCCGAAUGCAUUCUCUGUGCCCACAAAUUGCUUGGGAAACAACAUGGUGAAAGCGUUGAAGAAUCUAGCGCAUGUUCCGCCCGGUUCUAACAGUAAGUUGCCGCUCAAUCAGUUUGGCUUUCACAACCACUAAACGUAGUCGAAUUUCUUUGCUUUAGCGACGUUUAUUCCACUUGGACAAGUCCUUAUUCCAACCGGCAAAGAGAUGACUUUCUGCCGACCAAACAACAACAACUGCGGCUCCUUCCAAGGCCCCUCGAAUGGAAUGCAGCCGGGCCCCGACUGUUGUCCCGACUACUGCCCCAAUGACGGAUGCGGCCCCGACUUUGACGGCCAACAAUGCUGCGGCCCCUGCUGCUAUCGCCGCAGGUAUUUCGCGCUCCAUCGGCGUCGGCGCUCACUUCACAUGCAACGGAGAUUUUUCAAACUUGAGAAUUCGUUGAAAGGCUUAAAGAAGCCCAAAACUUUGUCACGCCGAAGGCUUGUAUAA
Molecule: messenger RNA, 735 nt
Organism: Bursaphelenchus xylophilus (pine wood nematode)
Lineage: Eukaryota; Metazoa; Nematoda; Chromadorea; Rhabditida; Aphelenchoididae
Source: the annotation of a GenBank genome assembly